Etheostoma spectabile (orangethroat darter) is the source of this 3848-nucleotide messenger RNA. RefSeq names its product innate immunity activator protein. Bases 239 to 2074 code for a protein of 611 amino acids. Gene Ontology annotation, biological process: positive regulation of protein ubiquitination; adherens junction maintenance. Lineage: Eukaryota; Metazoa; Chordata; Actinopteri; Perciformes; Percidae. The transcript is spliced from 10 exons. The record is from RefSeq and is a predicted model, not a curated record.
CUCAAGUGUUUGGCCCUUUGUAUUUGGCCACUCCUCUAUGACAGGCAGCGCUUUCUUAGUGGGCGAGUCUCUCAUUCCUGUCCAGACUCUACACAGCUCAGGUUUUGUGCAUUUCCAUUCAAGUCGUGAAUUCUGAGGGAAAGUUUUCACUCUUUGGAUUUUGACAGUUUCUCAUAAAGAAAUGGUGAGUGCCGACAUUAUCCACUGAAGAAUAGCAACAGGAAGUCAAUUCACUGACAUGGAUGGCAACGGAGAGAUCAGUGACACUGACAGUGGCAUCAUCCUUCAUUCAGGCUCUGACAGCCCAAUGACACAUAUGAAGGAUGUGACCACGCACACACGGGCCAUGAAGCUCAAACAUCAGGCUCUCCAAGAGCGACUGGAGAUCUGCUUACUGGAGCUGAAGAAACUCUGCAUCCGAGAAGCAGAGUUGACAGGCCGGAUGUCAGAUGAUUACCCUCUGCUGCCAAGAGAGAAGCCUCCGCAGAUUCGCAGACGAAUUGGAGCUGCGUUUAAACUGGACGAACAAAGCAUGCCUCAAGGAGCAGAGGAGUCAGAAUUGAGUUUAGUGGAUGCUGAGUUGGCCCUUCAGAUGAAGAUAUAUGAGGCAGCGCGCAAGCUCUGCGAGGAGAAUCAUACGAGUAAGGCUGUUAGAAGGAGCCGGUUACAGCAGUGCAAGAGAGAGGAGAAAAAACUGAAACGGCUACAAGAGACAGCCUUUCAGCUACGACUGGAGCACGGUCGAUCAUCACCACUCCCUGCUUUUAAUAUUGCACAACAUGAUCUGGGUACAUCUGAUGACAGCUCUCUGUCUGAUUCUGUAGUGCAAGAUGAAGAAGUGACAAGUCAGUCAUCACAUUUUUCGUCAGGACUCCCUUGUCCAGGAGAGAUUGAUUCUCCCCAGCCUGCCCCUGGAUCCUCACAGUCCUUCAUAGACGCCUCCUACAUGUCUCCAUCUGUGGCUCCAAAGACCCUGCCGCUGACCCCAAGCCCGUCUCCCCAUCCAAGCCUUGACUCUAUGCUGAGUUUAAACUCAAGCCCCGUAUGUGAGCUUCCUCCCAUCCAGCAUUCCCCGUGGUCAGAGUCUAGUCUUGACAAACCUUACCAGAAGAGCAAGAAGUCACGCUCCUCCAGCAAGACGAGCAGUCCAGCCAAAACAGAGUUGUUGCCACCGUUGGAGGCUUGCUUUGCUUCCCAUCUGAGGCUGAGCCGCACACAGUCGAACAGCACGCCUUCCACACCAGAGAUGCGGGUGCACAGACAACUCUCCCUCAGGAUAUCCAAUCCGGAAUCUUCAUUUGAAAAGGAUCGUGGUCGCACCAGAGGUCCAAGGAGGCGACUGACAGAAUAUGCAAUUACUUUACCAGAGACUCCUCCCCCCACGGUGCACUAUGGGAACCAUGUUAACUCUGAGGAUAGCAACUCCGAACACUCGUUUACAUCUUACAACAGCUCACAGUGUCAGGAAUUGCCCUGUGAUUUGCCAAAACAAUAUCAGUCUGCACUUUCGCACUCUGGCCCAGUAGGCAGCUAUGGACCUCAAGUCUUCCCACGCACUGGCUUUUACCAUAAUCCCAGGCACCAGUCCAACCAUAGUUUUCACCAAGCCUAUUACAAUGAAGGAAUGGUCUACCAACCUGAAAUGGACUUGGCACGGAGUUAUUACACCCAGCAGGCUCCAAGUCCUUCUAACAGAUAUGAGUACUACUAUAAAGAUGCCGCUGUUCCCCACCAGAGAGCACAGAGGCCUUUACCUCCUGAUAUUAGACUCUCCCCCUCCCCGGCUCAAUGGGACCAUCCACACUACCGCUCUAGUGGCCUCCCACAACAAGUGGUGAAUGAACAGCUCAAGUCAUGGCACUGGCGCAGUCAGCUCAAAUCCCCCAGGGCCCGCUCUCUCGACAGACAGGGAGCGGUCAGAGUUAAAAACAUGUCCGCUCGGGACGUGACCCUGCACCAAAAUCAGAAGUACCAUGAACAGGUCAUCCAAAGAAGGGCUCUUCAUAGAGCUGCAGAUGACGCUCAAGGGCACUGGGUUGUAGAUGAUGGUUCUCACUUUGUCAGUCAAUUGUAAACCAGCCAUAAACUGAACAUGUGGAGUCAGAGGCUGCAACUGCUUUAAUUCCCAACAAUUAACCAAAGUGAAGUGGUCAAAAACAUCAAGUCAAAUUAACUGUGUAUGCCCAUGAACAAAUACUUUUUUCAUGAUUCCUGCCUGCCCUAUUUGGACAUAUAGAAGGAGGAUGAAAAAAACGGAACAUCUUACAAUAUAAUGCAAUCUAGUAUAACAACAAAUUUACAGCCAACAAAUUUACUGUAAAGUUGAAUCAAACACCUCCCUGACACAGCCACAGUAAAGUUGGUUGCAGAGCAGUAUAUCAUAUGGAGCACACCUGUAAAGUGUACCUGUUGUUUAUGUCCACUCUCUCUGUGUUGUUUUGUACUAACAAUUACAAAAUUAAGCAUUGAACUGAAUGCUUGGUAAUUGUUACUGAGGGAUUUUUUAACCGGUGACUAAAUCUGCUGCCAGUUGGUUAUUCGGUUUCUCAAAAACAAAAUCAGCACAGGUUAUUUUGACAUGCGAUGCAAUUAUGAUAUGAUAUAAGGAAAUUAAAUUGCUAUUGACUACAAACUGGUUGGAGAUAGCAGGAGUUCUAACAAAAAUGUCCAACAAAAUUGCACAUUCUUGCAUUGUGAGAAAUGUGAAUGUUCUUUAAAAUGACCUUUCACAUGUAACAAAAAUUUAGGACAUUUUUGAAAGCAAUCUCGGAUGGAUUAUGAUUUAUUUCAAAAUAGUCACAUGUAAAGCCCUUAAGUAAACUGCUCUAGGUUCUUAAUGAUACAAUAUAGUGCUGCAUUAGAUGUGGCUAUCUGUAGCUACAAACCCUUCCCAAAAAUGCUCAUUUGUGUGGGGAUGCACUCAAGAUGGAGACAAGUUUACUUUUUGCAGUUUGGUAGAGGGGGAUUAAAGUGCUCCUUUUUACCUCGCUGUAUGAUGCAAACUCAUUGGUUGUAAAAUAAUGUAAAUGAGCAACAUUUACUUUUGAUUACAUUUUUUGAAUACUGUUGCCCUGAUUGUGUCACUAUGUUAAUGAACUUGAGCUGCUUAAAUUUAAGAUCUCAGUUUUGUCCUCUAUAUCAUGUACUUUUGGAGGCAAAUAUGUCUUGUUUUUAUAUUUGCAUUUGUUAACUUGAAUUACUAAUGGACUUAAUCAACAAGUUGAAACAAGAUAGUACUUUGCUUACAUGAGUUAUAAUUAACAAAAGCAGAAUCUUUAUGCCUGGCAGCUAGCAAUUGAUGUGUUCAGUUGAAAUUGAGAUGUCCUGAGCUUCAACAAAAAUCUUUAUCAGUGUGUCUGUGUGUGUUGGUGUCUAAGUGUUUGAGACAGCAGAUGACUGGACAUUAACUUUUUUGUUUGAACCAGUACAAUUUAAACAUUUCCAAUAUGUGAUUUACAAUCAAGUCUCCUAAACAAACCAGCUUUUGAUGGUAGGUUUUUUGAGAAUGAGAGCAAAUUGAACAAAAAAUACUGUUCUCUCUCACAGUGAUCUAUUUAUGUGUUUAUUUAUUGCGAUGUGCACCAUUGGACCCCUGGAAAGGCAGACUUGAAGUAAAAAAAGACAUUGACCUGAGUUUGCAAAAUCAGAAGAAGUAAAGACUGUGUCUAGCUGUAUAUAGAAAAAUAGAACACAAUCAUGUUACCUUGUGUGCCUCUUUUUUACUGUCUUAUUUUUUUAUUUAUCAGUUAUAGUAGUAUAGGUGGACCUAAUAAUAAUGCGUUAUGUUGCUGUUGAUAAAUCUGUGAAAAAGUUUUCCCUGUGGAAGAAAAUAAAGGGUAAUGUUUGCA